GGGAGGGAGCGAGCGAGCGGGGCUCGUUUGUCGUUGAGUAGGGGAACCCUGAGGAGAAACUGGUGUCACACGUUAUCAGCAGAGCUUUCCGGCGAGAGUGCAGGAGUCUCCCCCGCAUCCUCCUGCUUUCCCCGUGCUCUUCUUGGCGUUUUAUGAUCCCAGGUUGAACAUUUUGGAAGCCGCAGUGUCAUUUGACGUGUCUUGGGGAGGGAGGAACGCUGGCCGUGUUUUGCCGUCUCUAGUUACGGGUUGGCAGCUGGAGCCGGGGGGGAGCCCUUGAAGUGGUAACUGCAAGCUCAAGGCAGAGUGACAGAGAAAGAUCAGGGCAGGACAGAGGGGGGGUCACUGGUGCAGUGUUUUCCCUCAGUAGGUCUUGGAGCAUCAUCCAAGGUCAUAUUUAUCCCCAUUUUCUCGAAGCCAAGGAAAGGUUGUUACUUUUUCAAGGUCAUACGGUAGGCUAGUGCUGAACAGGUCUCUCCGGUCUGAUUCAUUUUUAAGUCUGUCAUUCCCUAUAAAGCAAACAACUGGAGAUUGAUUGAUAGAUGUUGGAGUCGUGCCAGCACUAUAAUUAUUCUGUGACAAGGUGUUAGGAUUAGGGGUAUGGCAGGUUUCUCUGAUGCCAGGAUGCCAGAAAGGCCAAGCGGCUGUGGAGGAGAGAAGUGGAGUUGGGCCAGGCAGUUUAGCCAGCAAUAUGUGAGGGAAAUAAGCAACAUUUGAGGUAAGGCAGUGCAGUGUAUGAGUGAAAGCAUGAUUGCUGUGUUAUUAGUUAUAGCACAGUAAAAUCUCAGGGCUGUCUUCAUUUCUUUUUCCCUUUCUGACUGCACUGUGAAGGGGGGGGGGCGCGAUUCAUUACAGCCUAGUUUUCUUCCAAUGAUCCAAUGAGCAAAAGACAGCAAAACCAGGCUGUAACAUCUGUGUUUGAAGCAAAGAAAUGAGAUCCAAGAUGAGAGACAAGUCUGAUUUUUUGAAGACAAAAAAAGAAGGACUAAUAGGUGGAAGCUUUAGGACUGUAUGUCCAUAGUUUUCAAUUCUCCUGACAGGAGAAAAAUGAAAAAAUAUCUUGCACACCACUUCAUGGCUUUCACCAGCUUGUUUAUGAAAUUGUACUAUUGUGAUAAAUAUAUUCCUAAUUUACUCAUUUUUUUAAAUAAAUGGAAAAUCCAUAUGGCUAUUGCUUAUAGCACACAAGGUGCCAUAAUUAAUCAAAAGGGGGAAGGAAAGGGAUAUAAAAAGAGGAUGGGGAAAAUGAGGAAUAAAUUUAAGUCCAUCAGGAGUUAGAUUUGAGGGAAAGAGUUGCAAAAGUAGAAAUAAUUGAGAACAUUUUGGAAUUGCAAAGUCAUAAAAGGUGGGAACAAAGGGUACUACAGGUGUUGGAAUGACAAGAACAUUUAUGAGGGCAUGUUUUAUAUUUUUGUAUGCAUGUUUAAUGGAGAAAGGAGUCUGAAAGUAAAAUUAAACAUGAAGAACCAUUACCAUCUAUAGGGCCUAAGAGAAUCAAGUUAAAAAGAUAAACUGAGCAGUGGAUAUCUUUUUCUGAUGUUCUCUGUAAGUAUAAUUUUUAGAUCCUGAGAUUCAAACAAAUUUCAUACUGUAUAGUGUGUACAGUAUCUUUCUCAAGUCUUCCUGUGACCAGUAGAACAAACUAAUACUCUAAAUAUCUGUCUCCUUUAAACUAAGCCACUGCUGUAUUACAGUAUCCUGAACCCUUCUCCGUCCCCUGGAGAAAUCCCAUUUUGACAGUCCCACGGGGAAAGCAAUGGUACGUGCCAGCUGCCUUUCUAACACUUUUUGGCGCUGCCAAGUGGCUCAUGUAACAACAGAGUUCUACCUACUUUUCAGCGAGGGCAUUAAUUUAAGCCUUCCUUUUCUGUAUGGGUGCCAGCUUUCAGAGAAGUUGGAUGGGUUUAGUUAUCUCUCAGACUUUUUUACUCCUGUUUCAAAUUGCCUAAUGAGUUCAAAAGUUAUCAGGGGCAGACUCAUAGACUAAGUUAAAAAUACAGAAAGUGGUUGCAUUCUGAAAUGAGAUACAACUAUUGUAUGGGUAUUUUAUGAGGUAUUUGAUGCUUACCAGAAAGUGUCCAUCUUAGAAUGUGGAAAGCAACAGGUGGAUGAAAAGAGUUCAGUAUAAAAUGCUCAGCCGCUGUACUGUGCUCAGGAGGAGUAAGAAGGACAUGUAAGCUCAUGCUUCGUUUCUGCGAACCACUGUUUGCCACACAACCAAAAGAGGCAGUGAUCUUUGGUAGCCAUGUUAGGUAAGGGCAGCAAGAUGCCACUUAGGUGGCCAUCCUUUUUCCGGGCAGGAAGUCCAUAAAAAUUUUAUGCUAGCCAUCAUAGCUGAGGGCAGAAACAGCCUGCUCUAGAGCCAUCUUGGAUAAGGGAAAUGGAAGGGAGGUGACUGUCACAUUUGUCCCCUAAAGAGCUGGUGUCUGUUUCAGGAUGAUGAAAUGCAGCAGAGGAGCUGGUGAAUACAUAUACGUUCUACGAAUGUGUUCUCUGGCAGUGUGUCUCUGUCCAUGCUGGUGUAUCGUGAGAAGUAACUGGAGCAAGAUCAUGUCCUCAGAAUGAUGGUCAUUACUGGCAAACAACAACAGGUAAUAUAUCCUCUACAUUCAAAACUCACAGAUAAAGAGAAAACCAAUAUUUGCUAUUUGUCUUUUCCAGAUUCUAAUUCAGGUUGUCUUGGGGACACACAGUUUUGUUUUAGAUUUCGACGGUCUACUGGAAGGAAAGUCUCAUUUUGUUGUUUUCUGGACCAAUUGGAUAGAGAUCUACCAGUUUACUUAAAGAAAGAUCCAGCAUAUUACUACGGCUAUGUGUAUUUCAGACAAGUUCGAGACAAAUCAUUAAAAAGAGGCUAUUUCCAGAAGUCACUAGUCCUCAUCAGCAAGCUACCUUAUGUCCAUCUCUUUCGCACCAUGCUUAAGCAAAUAGCACCAGAAUAUUUUGAAAAAAGUGAAGCUUUCCUGGAAGCAGUUUGUAGCGAUGUUGAUCGUUGGCCACCACCAAUUCCAGGGAAAAUACUGCAUUUGCCUAUUAUGGGUAUUAUAAUGAAGUUGCGGAUUCCAACAUAUCGUGACAAGCCUGGAACAACACCAAUAGUACAGAAUAUGCACCAGGCAGAUGCUCAGAUCUCCAUGGCUUUACCAACUGUUCAUGAAGUAGAUCUUUUCAGGUGUUUCUGUCCAGUGUUCUUUCACAUUCAGAUGCUUUGGGAACUAGUACUGCUAGGAGAACCACUUGUUGUGAUGGCACCAUCACCAUCAGAAUCUUCAGAAACCGUGUUGGCACUUGUUAGUUGUAUUUCACCAUUAAAGUACUGCAGUGAUUUCAGGCCAUACUUUACCAUACAUGACAGUGAAUUCAAAGAAUAUACAACUCGCACACAAGCCCCACCAUCUGUCAUUCUAGGGGUGACGAAUCCUUUUUUUGCUAAAACACUUCAGCACUGGCCUCACAUUAUCCGAAUUGGAGAUAUUAAACUUCCAGGUGAAGUUCCAAAACAGGUGAAAGUGAAAAAACUGAAGAACCUAAAAACUUUGGACUCCAAACCUGGUGUUUAUACCUCUUACAAGCCAUACUUGAACAAAGAUGAAGAAAUUGUUAAACAGUUACAAAAGGGUGUACAACAGAAACGUCCUACAGAAGCACAGAGUGUGAUUCUUCGGCGGUAUUUUUUGGAAUUGACAGAAAGCUUCAUUAUUCCAUUAGAACGUUAUGUGGCAAGCCUAAUGCCUUUGCAAAAAUGCAUAUCACCAUGGAAGAGUCCUCCACAGCUGAGGCAGUUUAGCCAAGAUGACUUCAUGAAGACACUGGAAAAAGCAGGACCACAGCUUACAUCAGGUUUAAAAGGAGACUGGAUAGGACUUUACAGGCAUUUUUUGAAAUCACCAAACUUUGAUGGUUGGUUUAGAAGCCGGCAGAAAGAAAUGACACAGAAGUUGGAGGCCCUUCAUUUAGAAGCACUCUGUAAUGAGAACUUGGUUUUCUGGAGUCAGAAGCAUACUGAAGUAGAAACGGUGGAUCUUGUCUUAAAGUUAAAGAAUAAACUGUUGCAGGCUGACAGAGAACAUCUUCCUGUGAAAACUGACACACUGAAAAAGCUGCAGAUGCACAUCAAUGAUAUUAUACUAGCACUUCCAGAUGACUUACAGGACAUCUUGCUCAAAACUGGCACAACGUGAUUUCUACUGGGCUAUUUUUGUGCAGAAAACAAAAGGGCAAAUACAGUUUCACAGAAGACAGUGGCUUACCAAGUUUGGAACACAGCUCCUAAAUAGUAUAUUAACACUACAAAUGGACUGUACUAAUAGUAUAGCCCACUAUACUGUUUUCACUGUUUUUUCCACUUAAAUACCAAUGCAACUGAAGGAAUUCCUGUGUCUAAUAAUGUUUGAAAUAAGUGCUCUUAAAAUAAAAUGUGGGCAUAAUGAGACUAUACCACAGUAUAGGACCACAGUGCAGUGCUGGCAUUGCAGAAUGUUUUCCAAUUGGUGCUGCUAUACCCAAUCCUGUUAACUCAGGGGUAAGCAAUAUUGAUCCUGUACUGUCCUGUUGAUGUAGUACCUGAUUGGGGGUUGUUGGUUUUUUGGGGUGGGUUUUUUUU
Molecule: messenger RNA, 4603 nt
Organism: Harpia harpyja (harpy eagle)
Lineage: Eukaryota; Metazoa; Chordata; Aves; Accipitriformes; Accipitridae
Gene: DENND6A
Product: DENN domain containing 6A
Exons: 21
Coding region: 2562-4181 (539 amino acids)
Cellular component (GO): recycling endosome
Molecular function (GO): guanyl-nucleotide exchange factor activity
Source: RefSeq, a predicted model, not a curated record